Molecule: messenger RNA, 624 nt
Organism: Cucurbitaria berberidis CBS 394.84
Lineage: Eukaryota; Fungi; Ascomycota; Dothideomycetes; Pleosporales; Cucurbitariaceae
Exons: 2
Coding region: 1-624 (207 amino acids)
Biological process (GO): ribosomal large subunit biogenesis
Cellular component (GO): nucleolus
Source: RefSeq, a predicted model, not a curated record
AUGAGGAUCGAGACGUGCUAUUUCUGCUCGGCGCCUGUGUACCCGUCCAAGGGUAUCACAUUUGUCCGCAACGACGCAAAAGCCUUCCGCUUCUGCAAAUCAAAAUGCCACAAGAACUUCAAGAUGAAGCGCAACCCUCGCAAGCUCGCUUGGACAAAGUCUUUCCGCCGCGCCCACGGCAAGGAAAUGACCGUCGAUAGCACCCUCACCUUCGCCCAGCGCCGCAACAUCCCCGUGCGUUACAACCGCGACCUCGUACACACCACGCUCAAGGCCAUGUCACGGGUAUCCGAGAUUAGGGCAAGGAGAGAGAGGGCCUUCUACAAGGCCCGCAUGCGCGGCAACAAGCAGAGGCAGCGCGAGGAGGACAGGAAACUCGUCGAGGAGAACCAGCACUUGCUGCCACCGAGUGAGAGGUGGGCGAAGGAGGAAUUGGAGCAAGAGGACGUGCAAGUCGACCUGCAGAAGGUCAAGGAGAAGGUCGCGGCGAGAAGGAAGGAGAUUGCGGCCGAGGAGAGUGAGCUGGACAGCGAUCUUGAGGAGACGCUGCCUAAGAGCAAGAGCAAGAGGAAGUUGAAGAUGAAGGUCGGCGGUGGCGUUGACGCUAUGGACGUCGACGAGUAA